This is a messenger RNA of Monodelphis domestica (gray short-tailed opossum), 7058 nucleotides long. RefSeq lists its product as uncharacterized. NCBI's taxonomy places the organism in Eukaryota, Metazoa, Chordata, Mammalia, Didelphimorphia, Didelphidae. The record is from RefSeq and is a predicted model, not a curated record.
AUGCCCACUGCUACAACGAAGCACAACCAGCUCUCGGGUGCACCCACUCUUGCCCCCGCCCCCAGAGCUGAGUUGCGCCAUCUGUCAGGAGUGGGGCUGGGAGGGGGUGGUGGUGGUGGUGGUGGUGGAGGAGAAGGAGGAGGAGGAGGAGGAGGAGGAGGAGGAGGAGGAGGAGGAGGAGGAAGAGGAGGAGGAGGAGAAGAAGAAGGAGGAGAGGGAGAAGAAGAAGGAGGAGGGGGUGGAGGAGGAAGAGGAGGAGGAGGACAAGAAGAAGAAGAAAAAAGGAGGAAGAGGAAGGGAAGGAAGAGGAGGAGGAAGAGUAGGAGGGACUGCUGUGCAAAGGAUCAGCCGGAGAUUCGCCCGCCGCGCUUGGAGAGGGGAGGCCACGGCCCCUUAGAGCCUCCUCCUUUCCUUGCCAACCCGGGCGGCGCUGCGCUUAGCCCCCGACACCCACCCGGGGGUGGUAGGGGUGGUUUGCGGAGCUCCUGCACAAAAGCCGCCGCCUCACUAAGCCGCCGCUGGUACCCGGAGGGAGCCGGCCGCCCUGGGCUGGAGGGGGGAGACCCUGGCGCUGUCCUCCUCCUGCUUCUCCUCCUCCUGCUCCCGCCCCCUCGGAAGGGUCCCCAGCCUGCCUCCCCGGGAGCCCGCAGAGGAGGAGCCGGAGCUGCCACCGCCACCGCCGCACAGGGAGGGCGGGGAGAAGACCAUGUGAAUGGGGCUCCGAGCCUCAGGUCUUUGAAGAAGCAGGAUGUUCAUCUAGACGUGGAAAAAACUCAAUCAAGCCUUACAGGAGACUAUAUAAAGAAUAAAACCCAUAUUUCUUCGCUGAGUAACUGGACCAGUCCUACAGCUGUGGUAGAAGAAAUGUGGUGUAUAUAAAAUUUGUGAUAGCUGGGAGAAAUUCUGGUAAGUGUUGCUGCAUUUAAUCCUAAUAGCUUUUGUUAGACGAUGGGGCCCAUAAAAGAUGGUUGCUUCCAUGUUCUUUGCCUCUUUAAAAUCCGUGUUAAGCUGAGGGAAGGAAAAAUUUUAUGAUGAUGAAAUGUAGCUCUGCUUCUGCGUUUCCUGGUAGCAAUUGCAAUUUUUGUUGCUGUUGCUGUUUUUAAGGAAUUUGGUGUUUCCUAGGAUAUAAUGAGGAUAGCCUUCUGAGCCAACGGCAAAGGAUACUGUUGUCAGCUUAAUUUACUUAGUUUCUUGUGUUCUCUCUGCCUUCAGUGUAAGAUCAAGGUAAUAAUAAGCCUCUUUCCUGGGGGAGAGACAGAGACAGAGGAUGAGAAUACAGAGCAAAGGAAUCUUGACAGGCUGUGUAUCUGAUGUUAUUCCAAAUUCAUCAGCCUAGGUAGAGGGGGAGGAAGGCUAAUUGCAUUUGGGGCAUGGAGCAUCAGAGGGAACCAGAAUGGCUAGGCGCCAUUCCACAGACCAGUAUUAGAAGACCAUUGGGACAAAGUCCCUUCAGUUUAACAAAAAUCAGUGAGUGGUCCUGGACCUAUUCUGUGACAGCUGGAGAAUACACAUGCAGAGUUGCCCCAAAGAGGGGGCACAUUAGUGGAAAGACCCCUGGCUUGAAGCCCAUGUUCGAGGACGUGGGUUUAAAUUUCCAUCCUGGUGCUUAGUCCCUGGAUAAGUCCCUUAUCCUCCUUGGGCACUCUCAGCCUCAGUUUCUUCAUCUGUAAAAUGAAGAGGUUGGGCUCAGUGGUCCCCUGAGAGGCCUCUUCUGUAGCUCUAAAUUUAUGAUCCUAACACUAGACAAAAUGCAAAGCUUCCUCCUCUGUAAAAUGAGGGGGAUGGACAAAAUGGCUUUUGGAGGUCCGCUCAGAAUUUGUGGUCCUUUCACCUAUGGGGGGCAUUCCAGAAGAUAGCGCAACAACGGGAAGUUGGGCAAACUCUAGAAGCCAAACCCCACAGAGACAUGAGCCUUGUGGGAGGAUACUAAAGCACCGAUUGGUUCUAUCCAGGGUGAUAUCACAAGGGACUCAGAUCACAGAAUCCUAGAUUUGGAGCCAGAAGAGACUUUUUAAGCCAUCAAUAGAACCCCUUCAUUUUACACAGGCGAAAACAGGUCCUGAAAGCUCCCAGCUGGCAAGGGUCUGAGGUGGGAUUUGAAACCAGGUCCAAGGCUAGUAUUCUGUCCACUAGCCAUAUUGCUUCUUCCAAAGAUGAUAAAAAUGUUCAUUCUUUGCUAUACUCUACAAUUAGCCAUUGCGUCUCUCAUUGCUUAUUUGUCAAAGAACUGGUCUGAUUCUUGCAGUUGGUAUCUUAGAAUUAUCAUAUAUAAUCACAAUUAUGUAUCAUAUGAUUUGAAGAAUACAUAAUGUAUUUAAUAUAAUUAGAAUUAUAAUAUAUUUAAUAUAAUUAGAAUUAUAAUAUAUCUAAUAUGAUUAGAAUUAUAUAUUAUAUAAAAUGUAAAAUUUAAAUCAAUAUCUAUGACCCCAAGUAUUAAUUUUAUAAAAUUUAUUAAUUACUUGAAGUGAAAGGAAUAAAAAAGAAAUAGAAGUAUAAAAACUAAUUAUCUAACAAAAAUAAGACCACAUGAGUAAAUUCUCCUGAUUGGCUCAAAGCCAGCUUCCGCUGCCUCAAUCAGAGGAAAAGAGAGGGGGGGAGUCAACCAGAACUUUAUCCUACAUACGUAUGCAGUGUCUGUACUCAGCGUGAGGAUGCAAAUGGGAUGCUGGGGAGUAGAGUUCUGGGGAGCAAAAUUCUGAUUACACAAAUCAGAAUUAUAUAUAAUUAGAAUAAAACCUAUAUUAGAAUUAUGUAGAAUAAAAUAUAUUGGAAUUAUAUAUAUUAGGAUUAUAUAGAUAAUUCUUACACAUAUAAAACGUGUGUGUGUGUGUGUGUGUGUGUGUGUGUGUGUGUGUGUGUGUGUGUGUGUGUGUGUGUGUGUAAAACUCAUUGAUUCUUCCUUCCAUUUCCUCUGCCACUGAGUGAAAUCACCUUGGUUUGAGUUUUGUUUUAAUUUGGCAGUUGACAAUUUCAUUUGGAAACAAGUAAGCGAGUUUUGAAGGGAGGAGGGGAGGGAGUAGAUUGAAUUCUCAGCUUCAAACCACCUUACAGAGACUUCCUGUGUGGGAAAAAAAAUGCUGAAAAAAAAAGAGUGAGAGAAAUGCAGGAAAUGAGUAAGGUAGGUCUAUGUGACCGAGGCAUUUUUUUCUUGGAGGCGAUACUUUCAUUUCAAGCCUUUUUCACAUAUGUAGAACCUUCUCUGAAAGCUAGAUAAAUUGCUGAAAUUUCUUGGGUCCUCGCUACAGGGGAGUUUGAAAGCCACUUAGUACCAGGGAAGAACUUUGAUCUGUGUGUAGGGAAUUGAAGGAGAUACACUACAGUGUGUUAAAGGCUCAGACUGUGUGCUUGGAGUUAACUCAGCUUUAUUUCAAAGCCUGGGACUCUCAUUUCAUUGAAUUUUAUUUUCUUUUAAAAUAUCAACUUUUCUUUAUCUUUUUGUUUUAACCUACAUUUCUUAAUAUAUCCAUCCCUUCCUUUCUCUGUGCCGUUCCUUAUAAAAGAGAAUUAAAAAAAAAAAAACUGGCAAUACUAACCAACAUAUCAAAAAAAGUAUUCUAUACAAUGUUCCAUAUCUGCAGUCCCCCACUCAGCAAAGAAGCAGAGAGGGGUAGAUUUAGAAGUUUAUUCAGAUAUUUAUUUACUCAUUUCCAAUAAUGAUUUUAUACGAGGCAAAAAGAAAAAGAAUUAAAAGGUUUUGAAAAGACAGACAGAUGGGUCAGUGGACUGAGAGCCAGGCUUUAGAGAUGGGAGGUCCUGGGGUCAGAUCUGACCUCGGACACUUCCUAGCUGUGUGACCCUGAGCAAGUCACUGAACUCCAUUUGCCUAGCCCUUACUCUUCUUCUACCAUGGAACCAAUACUUUGUAUUGAUUCGAAAACAGAAGGCAGUGGAUUAAAAAAAAGCAAAAAGGAAAAGCAGUGGGGGGGGAGUGCCUUGUGAUAUCUCUUCUACACUCAUUAUAAUUUCACAGCAUUCAGGCUAGAUGGUCAUUUCAUAGACUCUUAGAAAAGGAAGAGACCAUAGAAGUCAUUGAUGUACAACUCCACACGGUGGACGUCAUCCCUGAGAGACGGCCAUUGUCCAUCUGGUGGAAUACUUCUAGAAUGCUUCUAAUGCUCCCUGUUCUGCAAGGGAAUUUUAUUUUAUCUUUGGGACAGUUUUAUUAGAAAGCCCUCUAAUUCUGAAGGCUUGUGUGAACUUGUCCAAAGCAGGGGAACCCCUGCCUUUCAGGGGUUCUGCAAAAAUACUUUCCUAGCAAAAGUAAGAUGUUAUUUUUCCCUUUUUUACUCUCAAUCUUUCACGAGUAUACAGUGGAAUUUCCCAAAAGCUUGAAUUAAAAAAUUCCUUGUAAAUAUGAAGGCAGUUCAUAUAUCAUACGCAGAAUUGCACUUUUGCAUGACAAAUGAACAAAUCUACAGAAAUCUUUGGACUGGUAUUUUCUUUGUUCUGUUCUCAUCUAUUAUCACUACCAACUAAUCAUGGAAGAAGACCUUUUAUGUCUAUGCUUGGAAACAAACCAGAAUGGUGCUGAAAUAUUCAGCGUUGGAUAACUUUUUGAACUUCAUGGUUCAGCUGGAAUAACUCUGCUGACAUUUGCACUGAUGAUGAAAAAGCAAUGGUGGGGAAAACUGCUGGCGCCUUCGCAGGAAUCAAGGCAGUGGCACCAAAAUGUGCUGGUUGUUAUUAUAUUCUCCACUGUCACAAACUUGCAAUUUAAAAAAAAAAGGAAAGAAAAAGCAAAAGCCAGUUUCCUUAAUGCCAAGGACAUUGGUAAUGUCCUUGAGAAAGCAAUAAAAGAUAUUCAUUUAUUAAAUCUUGGCCCCUGAGCAUACUUCUUUUUCAUAUUCUGUGUGAUGAAAUCAGAAGUAUGCUUUAAACACUUCUGCUUACUGAAGUACCAUGAUUGUCUCAAGGAAAACCACUCAUGCAAUUGAGUCAUGGCCGGAACUAGCAGUUUUUUUUUCAUGGAACACCAUUUUUACCUGAAGGAAUAACAGAGUAACAAUGAUUAUUCAGACUUCAAGGUCUGGUAGCCAUUCUUUCAGAAAUGAAGGAAGUGAGCCUGUUACUUCAAGGUAAAAAAAAACAAACUGACAAAUUCGCUGCCAAUGAAAAAACUUGAGCUUUUGAGCAAAAAAACAGAAUUUUGGAAACCUUCUAUUCACCACUGUGAGCUUGACAGCUUCCCACAACUUAAACACUUUUUUAAUGAGAUCAGUGGUGAUAUUAAUGACUGUGAAAUUUUGAUGACAAAAUGAAAUGUGUCAACAUUUGGGAUAUCUGCAUAAAUCAGUGAACCAAUAUUUUCCAAAUGACCAAUGCAUUAUCUUACAAAAUCAUGCAUCAGCACAAGAUGCAUUCACCAUACAAAAAGUUCAUUGAUAUAGUUCCCAAUUACCUUUAAAAACUUGUUGGAUUUUGGUGUGGUAUCAAAAAAUAGCCACAAUUAUCUGAAGAGUCUAUUAAAAUAUUCCUCCUUUGUCCAACUGUGUAUCCAUAUGAUGCUGGUUUUUUUUAAAAAAUAUUUUAAACUAAAAUAACAUUUCACAGCAGAUACAAUAUAGAAUCAGAAAUGAGGUCAGUUUGUAAUAUCUCCAUUCUUCCUUCUAUUAAGCCAAAAUCUAUAUCCCCAUUAGAGGUCUUUCAUCAGAAUCAACAUCAAAUAAAUCUACUCCUUUUCCCACAUAAUAUAAGUUUUUAGAGUGUAAGGGGCAUUAAAGAUAUUUGUUCUAAUUUUCUCAAGUUUACAAAUGAGGAAAUCAAGAUCUAGAGAAAUUAAAUAACUUGUCCAAGGUGGUGUAUUUAAUGGCAGCACCUAGAAUAGAACUUAAAUGUCCAAACACUCAGUUUAUCCUUAAUAGCUACUUUUAGAUAUUUAAAAUCUAUCAUUCACUCCCAGAUUUCUCUUCUCUGGAUUUUAAACUUCCCAAACUUUUCAAGUUAUUUCUCCUGUGCCCUUGUUUCCAUACCCAAAACUACCCUGUGCUCUCUUGAAAAUUUCUAUGUUGUUAAAUAUUCUUCUAAAAUAUUAUGUUGUGUAAAUCCAGUAAGUGCUACCAGACCUGGAGUCAGGAAGGUUCCUCUUCCUGUACCAAGUCCAGCCUCAGACACUUAUUAGCAGUAUGACCCUGGGAGCAUCAUUUAACCCAGUUUGCCUCUGUUUCCUCAUCCAUAAAAUGUGCAGGAGAAGGAAAUGGCAAACCAUUCCAGUGUCUUUGACAAGGAAACUCCAGAUGGGGUCAUGAAAUGUUGGGCACAACUGAAAAAAGACCAAACAACAACCACAACCAAAAAAAAAUGUAGUGCCUUUAAGUGAACCCUGAAAUUCAGAGAUGACUCACCCAGGACAGAAUGCUAUGAAGUUCUUACUUGGCAUGAAGGUCUGCCUAGCAUAGUGAGGAGAGAGCUGGCCCCACACUCAGGAAAACCAGGGUUCAAAUAUACUGUGUGAGCCUCAGGAAAGCCAGGAAAGUUACCAUUUUUCGUCUGUAUUGCUAGAGGUAGUUUUCUUAACUAGGAACUGAGGAGAGUUCCCUUCAACAAUAAAAUCUUGGUCUGAGAAAACCACACAAAAAUGUCAUUCUAUAAUCUAGUUACUAUAUUGAUCAAUGGUUUUAAUAAGUGUACACACUACUCUCCCCUUUAACUUCCUCUUCUCCUUUUCCUUUAUCUUGUCCAUUUUCUCCUUUUUUCCUCUUCCUCUUCACUUUCUUCUUUUCUCCUUUUUUUGCCCCUCUCUUUUCCCUCUUCCUUCUCUUUUUUCUUCUUCCUCCUACUUCUUGCCCGUCUUUAAAUACAUUAGGAAGGAUUUCUUAAGAACAGCUCCCCUGGAGGUGUGCAGAUAGCGGUGCUCACAGAGCCAUCAGCAGUCCCUUUUAUACCAUUCUUCAGCUUGUCCUUUCUGGAUCAGCAUCACAAAUCUUCUUAAAUCCAUGCUCAAAUUGAGUCACAGAAAGUUUGAAGUUCUUAAGCCUUGUGACUUUCUAGAAAAACCUAGAGUUUUUUUGCAUGGUUUUGAUGAAGUGUGGGUGUAGUUAAAGUAGUUGCAAUAUAUUUUG